Messenger RNA from Rotaria sp. Silwood2, 438 nucleotides. The record is from the annotation of a GenBank genome assembly. NCBI's taxonomy places the organism in Eukaryota, Metazoa, Rotifera, Eurotatoria, Philodinida, Philodinidae.
AUGCUUAAUAAAUUAUUCGCUGCGCCUGAAUAUCGCGUUCUAAUUAUGAGUCUUGAUGUAUCAGGAAAAACAACAAUUCUUUAUAAAUUAAAACUUAAUGAAACUGUUCAAAGAAUUCCGACUAUUGGUUUCAACGUAGAAAUAGUGAUGUUUAACCAUACUUCUUUAACUAUUUGUAAUGUAGGUGGGCAUGAUAAAAUCCAUCCUUUAAUGCGACACUAUUUUCAAAAUACACAUGCUGUUAUUUUGGUGCUCGAGUCAACUGAUAGAGAUCGAUUACCGCAAGCAACAGAAGCAUUGUGGCGUGUAUUAUCAACCGUCGAAUUAAUCUACAUACCCAUAUUAAUCUAUUUAAAUAAAAUCGAUUUACCUGAUGGAAUGAAACCUGAAAGUAUUAUUAAAGAAAUGAGACUUAAUAACAUUAGAAAUAGACAAUGA